Molecule: messenger RNA, 1623 nt
Organism: Procambarus clarkii (red swamp crayfish)
Lineage: Eukaryota; Metazoa; Arthropoda; Malacostraca; Decapoda; Cambaridae
Source: RefSeq, a predicted model, not a curated record
AUGGGAGUCUUGUGUGCCUGCCAGAAUGUUGUCAUCCAGGAGCCAUAUGUUGACUUCGGAGGAUAUUCCGCUUGUGACUUCACCAUCCGCUAUGCUGAAGAGGAGAGCAAGGGGCGCUACCAACGAGUCAGCAAGGGGCGCUACCAACGAGUCAGCAAGGGGCGCUACCAACGAGUCAGCAAGGGGCGCUACCAACGAGUCAGCAAGGGGCGCUACCAACGAGUCAGCAAGGGGCGCUACCGACGAGUCAGCAAGGGGCGCUACCGACGAGUCAGCAAGGGGCGCUACCAACGAGUCAGCAAGGGGCGCUACCAACGAGUCAGCAAGGGGCGCUACCAACGAGUCAGCAAGGGGCGCUACCAACGAGUCAGCAAGGGGCGCUACCAACGAGUCAGCAAGGGGCGCUACCAACGAGUCAGCAAGGGGCGCUACCGACGAGUCAGCAAGGGGCGCUACCGACGAGUCAGCAAGGGGCGCUACCGACGAGUCAGCAAGGGGCGCUACCGACGAGUCAGCAAGAGGCGCUACCAACGAGUCAGCAAGGGCGCUACCAACGAGUCAGCAAGGGGCGCUACCAACGAGUCAGCAAGGGGCGCUACCAACGAGUCAGCAAGGGGCGCUACCAACGAGUCAGCAAGGGGCGCUACCAACGAGUCAGCAAGGGGCGCUACCAACGAGUCAGCAAGGGGCGCUACCAACGAGUCAGCAAGGGGCGCUACCAACGAGUCAGCAAGGGGCGCUACCAACGAGUCAGCAAGGGGCGCUACCAACGAGUCAGCAAGGGGCGCUACCAACGAGUCAGCAAGGGGCGCUACCAACGAGUCAGCAAGGGGCGCUACCAACGAGUCAGCAAGGGGCGCUACCAACGAGUCAGCAAGGGGCGCUACCAACGAGUCAGCAAGGGGCGCUACCAACGAGUCAGCAAGGGGCGCUACCAACGAGUCAGCAAGGGGCGCUACCAACGAGUCAGCAAGGGGCGCUACCAACGAGUCAGCAAGGGGCGCUACCAACGAGUCAGCAAGGGGCGCUACCAACGAGUCAGCAAGGGGCGCUACCAACGAGUCAGCAAGGGGCGCUACCAACGAGUCAGCAAGGGGCGCUACCAACGAGUCAGCAAGGGGCGCUACCAACGAGUCAGCAAGGGGCGCUACCAACGAGUCAGCAAGGGGCGCUACCAACGAGUCAGCAAGGGGCGCUACCAACGAGUCAGCAAGGGGCGCUACCAACGAAGGGGCGCUACCAACGAGUCAGCAAGGGGCGCUACCAACGAGUCAGCAAGGGGCGCUACCAACGUACUGGCUGAACACGUAUCAAGGCAGGCGAUGUAACAUAUGCCAACAUGCAUCCAGAUAUCUCCCGCAUGGCAAGGAGAAUCCCGUUGAGAUCCCAGACGCAUACGAGGCACUGAGAGGGCCGUGUUUGCCAGUCACAUUCAGCGUGGUUAUCAACAAGAAGGAUUACAAUGUGGACUUCUUGUAUGAAUGUAUUCUCCACCAUCGCAGGAAAUCGGGAAUAGAGGCCCAGCCGGAGAUGUUCGUGGUGGUGUACGAUGCGUGCGCGUGUUACUCCAUUCGCGCCAACCAGCACUUCUCCCUUCCUUUAGACGACGAUGUUCGCGUCUAG